AUGCGCUUCAUUCAGCGCGUGCGCGCGUGGGAGUUCCGCCACCAGCACACCGUUGUUCGCCUGCGCCGGCCGACGCGCCCGGAGAAGGCCCGCAUGCUUGGCUACAAGACGAAGCAGGGGUACUCGGUGUUUCGCGUGCGCGUGCGCCGUGGCGGGCGCAAGCGCCCGGUGCACAAGGGCAUCACAUACGGCAAGCCCAAAACGAGCGGCGUGUUGGGGGUGAAGCUCAACAAGAACAACCGCGCCAUCGCGGAGCAGCGGCUGGGCAGGAGGUACGGCAACCUCCGCGUGCUGAACUCGUACUGGGUGAACGCCGACUCCACCUUCCUCUGGUACGAGGUGGUGGCGGUGGACCCGAUGCACCGCACGAUCCGCCGCGACCCACGCAUCAACUGGAUCGUGAACGCAGUGCACAAGCACCGGGAGCAGCGCGGCCUCACGUCGGCCGGCCGCAAGCACCGCGGCCUCCGCCACAAGGGCCACAAGGCCUCGAAGCUACGCCCGUCCGUCCGUGCCGCAUGGCGCCGCAACAACCGCAUGGUGUUCCUGCGCAAGCGUUAG
Molecule: messenger RNA, 561 nt
Organism: Trypanosoma conorhini
Lineage: Eukaryota; Euglenozoa; Kinetoplastea; Trypanosomatida; Trypanosomatidae
Product: ribosomal protein L15
Exons: 1
Coding region: 1-561 (186 amino acids)
Biological process (GO): cytoplasmic translation
Cellular component (GO): cytosolic large ribosomal subunit; ribosome
Molecular function (GO): RNA binding; structural constituent of ribosome
Source: RefSeq, a predicted model, not a curated record